UUCGCCAGCUAUUCAGCAAAUGUAGCUCUCGAUACAUUGCCUAUUCCAUGUUUUUAAUGCAAGCGGAAUAUUUUAGGGAUGUUGCUGUCUGCUGCCAGCAAACUGCAGGAGCUUCCCCUAUGCACCCCCAGUGCAGGGUAUGUGCGCGUGCUCGGUAACAGCUGAUUCCCCAAACCCCAGUCUACGUAACAUCAACUGAUCCCGCUGAGGUGUGCGUAGAAAGUGGUGCAAUCACGGCAUAUUUGCAGUGGCGAGCGAUCGGUCAUCUCUGGAGAACCAACCAGUUUGCCAGCUCUUGUUUUGGCUCAGAGCUGAACGUCCAUGCUAUGUGAUUGCAAAACACUACGCGUUAGCUCGCCACACGUACUUUUUUUAUAAACAGGAAGAGUAAAAAGGCUUAGUGCAUCACAUGUUGCCUCACGCAAGUUGAGGGAAAACUUUACAUUCCAGCCGUACAGUAUAGAGCGAUAACUUCCGAUCACAUAAACCCGGAGCAAGUUUCACAGUCACGCUGUGUUUUUGAAGACGGGUGGUUGUUUUAAAAAGCGGACAACUCUGGAACGUUACACUAGAUUGGCGAAGACCGGUAGUAAAUCAAGUUUUCAUGGACAUGAGUCAUUACUGAGAGGUGGGAAAUCAUGGAGGGUCUAGAGGCGCUAGACCCCGAGGAGCAGCUCCUUCACGACGCCAGGAACGGGAACCUGGAGGGGAUUCGCGGCCUGCUGCUGUCCAUGAUCAAGGAGAAAACCAGUCUCAACAUCAACUGCAAAGGUAAGAGCAAGAGCAAUUUGGGAUGGACGCCUCUCCACUUGGCCUGUUACUUCGGACACAGAGGCGUGGUGGAGGAGCUUCUCAAGGCAGGGGCUGAGGUGAAUUUGCCCAAUAACAUGGGGGACACGCCUCUACACAAAGCUGCCUUCACGGGGAGAAAGGAGGUGGUCAUGUUACUGCUGCGCUUUGACGCGUGCCCCACCGUUAUUAACGGAACGGCGCAGAUUCCCAAAGAUGUCACUCAGAACGAGGAAAUAAGAACCAUGUUAGAAGCGGCGGAGAGGACAGAAGAGAGGAAGCUGGAGGAGCAGCUUUUGGAGGCGGCGCGGGAAGGGGACACGGCCACCCUCAACCAGCUGCUGAACAGGAAGAAGCCCCCCGAUCUCGGCUGCGCAGACCUGUUGGGGAACACGCCCCUGCACUGUGCCGCGUACCGAGGGCAGAAGCUGUGUGCUCUCCGGCUCCUGAAGGGCGGCGCUAGCCCCAACGUCAAAAACAAAAACGAUCAGACCGCGUUUGACCUGGCCAGCGAUGCAGAGAUGAAGCAGGUCCUGGAAGGCAACUCGCAGAAGGGCAUGGCUCGCAGAGUCCAGAUGUUUGAAGGCCCUCUGCUGAAGAGCUCCCGUUUUUUCGGCUGGCGCUCCUACUGGGUGGUGCUUCAGGACGGCGUCCUCUCCUGGUACCCCAAACAGUCAGACGCAGCCGCUAACGUUCGCAGGCAGGGAUGCAAGCCUCUCACGCAGGCUCACUGUAUGAUCAAAGCCCGGGACAGCUGCUUUUUCACCCUCAAGUGCUUUGACGACAGCGUCCAUCACUUUAAAGUGUCCCCCAAGAACGACCCGGAAGGGAUGAGAAAAAGAUGGCUGGAGGCGAUGGAGGAGCACUCGGCCUACAGCACACACUACUGCUCCCAGGAUCAAGGCAGCGAGGAAGAGGAGGACGACGUGAUGUCAGUGGGGGAGCUGACUGAGUCUCUGCAGAAGGCCGAGGCCUACCAGCAGAGGCUGCAGUCAGAGGUGUCUGCCUUCCUCGCCAUGGUGACGAAGGACGAGCUGUCCGAACAGCUCCCUGCCCCGGUCCUGCAGAAGAUGAGCGAGAUCACGGAGCUGUCCAGCGAGACCUGCACCGCCCUCCGACACUGCCUCAGCCUCUUCUCCCAGCAGGAAGGGGUGCGGAGCCUGAAACUGGAGCAGGAAGUGGAGAAGAACAAGAUCCUGUCAGAGGCCCUGCAGACACUGGCCACCGAGCAUCACGAGCUGGAGCAGUCCGUCGUCAAGGGGUCCUCGCCACGGAGCGCGCUCAGUGAGGAUGAGUUCUACGAUGCCGUGUCAGAGUCCGACUCCGAGCGUUCCAUGAGCGGGUUCGAGACGGUGGCCAGCCAUUCCUUCGAGGAGGAGUCUGUCCAGUCCGGCAGCGGCCGCAGCACCCCCGUCGGCAUGUCGCAGGACGAUCGCCGCGGCGACGAGGAGCCCCAGGCCAACGGGAUCAAGAAGCACAGGACGAGUUUGCCGGCCCCCAUGUUCUCCAGGAAUGAUUUCAGCAUCUGGAGCAUUCUGAGGAAGUGCAUAGGAAUGGAGCUCUCUAAGAUCACCAUGCCGGUCAUCUUCAACGAGCCCCUGAGCUUCCUGCAGCGCCUGACUGAGUACAUGGAGCACACGUACCUCAUCCACCAGGCCAAUGCCCUGUCCGACUCCAUCGAGAGGAUGAAGUGUGUGGCAGCCUUUGCAGUGUCCGCUGUGGCUUCCCAGUGGGAGAGGACAGGCAAGCCCUUCAACCCGCUGCUGGGAGAGACCUACGAGCUGGUCAGGGAGGACCUCGGUUUUAGGCUGAUCUCAGAACAGGUCAGUCACCACCCACCGGUCAGCGCCUUUCACGCCGAGGGUCUGAAUAACGACUUCGUGUUCCACGGGUCCAUCUAUCCCAAGCUCAAAUUCUGGGGGAAGAGCGUGGAGGCGGAGCCCAAAGGGAUUAUAACCCUGGAGCUGCCCAAGUACAACGAAGCGUACACCUGGACCAACCCCACCUGCUGCGUGCACAACAUCAUCGUGGGCCAGCUGUGGAUUGAGCAGUACGGGAACGUGGAGGUGGUCAACCACAAAACCGGGGAACGAUGCUGCCUGAAUUUCAAACCCUGUGGUCUUUUUGGGAAGGAGCUGCACAAAGUCGAAGGCUACAUCCUGGAUAAAAACAGGAAGAAGCUAUGCGCCCUCUACGGGAAGUGGACCGAGUGCCUGUACAUCGUGGACCCGGCCUCGUUCGACGCCCACAAGAAGAGCGACAAGAAGAACGCGGAGGAGAAGAAGAGUGGCAGAACGGGCUCCGGCGGCGAGGAGGAGGAGAUGCCGCUGCCGGACGGCGACACGGUGCAGGCCAUCCCCGGGAGCCAGCUGCUGUGGAGGAUAGCGCCCCGCCCGGCCAACUCCACCCAGAUGUACAGCUUCACCACCUUCGCCAUGGCCCUCAACGAGCUCCACAAGGACAUGGAGGGGGUCAUUCCCAAAACCGACUGCCGCUGGAGACCUGACAUCCGCGCCAUGGAGAACGGGGACAUAGAUUUGGCGAGCGAGGAGAAGAAGAGGCUGGAGGAGAAACAGCGGGCGGCGCGCAAAAUCCGCUCGAAGUCCGACGAGGAGUGGAAGACGAGAACCCCUGCUCUCGGCCCCAGGUGGUUUCACCAGGGACCCAACCCCCAUGUGGGCUCCCAGGACUGGCUGUACUCCAGGGGAUACUGGGACAGAGACUACUCGCAGCUGCCGGACAUCUACUGAAGCGCAUUCCUGUGAAGCCACAGCUCCGACCCGCCCAAACACUGGCCUCUUCCUGAGAUCUCAGCUCCAGCUCGCUCCAAACACUGGCCUCUUCCUGAGAUCUCUGCUCUGACUCGCUCCAAACACUGGCCUCUUCCUGAGAUCUCAGCUCCGACUCGCACCAAGCACUGGCCUCUUCCUGAGAUCUCAGCUCCGACUCGCUCCAAACACUGGCCUCUUCCUGAGAUCUCAGCUCCAACUCGCUCCACACACUGGCCUCUUCCUGAGAUCCACGCUCCAAGUCGCUCCAAACACUGGCCUCUUCCUGAGAUCUCCGCUCUGACUCGCACCAAACACUGGCCUCUUCCUGAGAUCUCCACUCCGACUCUCUCCAAACACUGGCCUUUUCCUGAGAUCUCAGCUCUGACUUGCACCAAACACUGGCCUCUUCCUGAGAUCUCCACUCCGACUCUCUCCAAACACUAGCUUUUUCUUGAGAUCUCAAAUCCAACUCACUCUCAACACUGUCUCUUUUUUAAGGAUUGUGUAGCUGUAAUUGUCUUAACAUUUUUUUUUUCUUUUUAGAACCUGCAAAUUACUACACUUAUGCAAACGAACCUGAGACUUGGUGGCCCUUAAGAACCUUCACACUGUGGCAAUAAUUAGUGUAUUUUUAAUACCUGACACCUUUCAACCUGCAUUAGGAUAUAUAUAAAUUAUUUUUAUUUCAUGUUUUAACAUUUAUUUGUGUAUUCGUAAGGUGAGAGGUACUAAAUCGCUCCUGAAACGAGCCCCCCCGGUCACAACGUUUCAGUUUGUCAGGUCAACCCACAUGACAGAGAAAGGCGUUUUUCUUUUCACCUCUUAGAUUGUAGCAAUAAAGCGCAGUUUGUUCAUUAAAAAGGGCCAGGAUGUUCCCCUUUUCUCCACUGUGGUUGGUCCGAGGGCCGUGGUUAUAUGUGAAUGACAGGAUGAAUUUUUUUUUUUCCCCCGGUUUGUGAUUAAGGUGCACUGUUUUGUGUUGAAUGUGGUCUGUCAUAAUGUGCUCUCUCCCCCUGCAACAGUCAAGCCUGAGGAAAAGAGAAGCUGCUUAGAUCUUCCCCGCCGACCCACUGAAGAAAAUGAACAGCUGCUUUUUUUUUCUCCUUCUCAGAACAGGA
Molecule: messenger RNA, 4678 nt
Organism: Megalops cyprinoides (Indo-Pacific tarpon)
Lineage: Eukaryota; Metazoa; Chordata; Actinopteri; Elopiformes; Megalopidae
Gene: osbpl1a
Product: oxysterol binding protein-like 1A
Exons: 29
Coding region: 639-3539 (966 amino acids)
Cellular component (GO): membrane; intracellular membrane-bounded organelle; cytosol
Molecular function (GO): cholesterol binding; protein binding
Source: RefSeq, a predicted model, not a curated record